Molecule: messenger RNA, 2146 nt
Organism: Salvia splendens (bonfire salvia)
Lineage: Eukaryota; Viridiplantae; Streptophyta; Magnoliopsida; Lamiales; Lamiaceae
Product: heat stress transcription factor A-4a
Exons: 3
Coding region: 362-1498 (378 amino acids)
Biological process (GO): cellular response to heat; regulation of transcription by RNA polymerase II
Cellular component (GO): nucleus
Molecular function (GO): RNA polymerase II cis-regulatory region sequence-specific DNA binding; DNA-binding transcription factor activity
Source: RefSeq, a predicted model, not a curated record
CUCAAGUAGCUGUUGAAAGUCAAGUCUGCACUUCUUUUUCCCCCGCAUUGAUUAUGCCCAAAUCGUCAAAAUUUCAAAUUUUUGACCAUCGCAUCACUCUGUUUUUCCUUUUGUGUUUAUCCUUCUCACCUCUCUGCUUUUCUUUCUUUUCCACCAAGAAUCCCGUGUCACCCAAUUUUCCCCUCUUUUCUUGAUUUUGUGAUCCCUAAUUUUGCAAUUUGGAGCAAAAUAAGUGUGAUUUGAAAAGUAAAAAUCCUAUCUUUAUUGUUCUUGGUUAUAAUUUCAGCUUGAUUUUAGUUGUGGAGUGUUUAGAAUAGUGAGGGUUUUGGGGCUCUGUUUUGUAAUUGGAUGUGAAGUGUAAAUGGAAGGAACAAAUGGAAGCUCUGGUUCACCAGCACCAUUUCUGUUGAAAACAUAUGAAAUGGUGGAUGAUUCUCUGACUAAUGCAGUUGUGUCUUGGAGUAGAACAAGCCAUAGUUUUGUGGUGUGGAAUCCACCUGAGUUUGCUAGGGAUUUGUUGCCAAAGUAUUUCAAGCACAACAAUUUUUCCAGCUUUGUUAGACAGCUUAAUACUUAUGGCUUUCGAAAGGUUGAUCCGGAUCAGUGGGAGUUCGCGAACGAGGAGUUCAUCCGCGGACAAAGGCAUCUAUUAAAGAACAUCCACAGGCGAAAGCCCGUCCACAGCCACUCGGGCAAUGGGAAUGCAGCGCCAGUAACUGACUCGGAGAGAGAGGAGUUUGAGAAGGAGAUUGAGAAGUUGAAGCAAGAGAGAGUCUCCCUCGAGACAGAGGUGGAGAGGUAUAGACAGGAGAAUCGAGGCUACGAGCACGAGCUGAGAUCGCUGGGGCAGACAUUGCACACCAUUGACCAAAGGCAGCGGCAGCUGUUGGAUAACUUGGCUCAUCUCCUGCAGAGCCCGAGUUUGAUAGACCAAUCCGAAUCUCCGAACAAGAAGAGACGGAUGCUGGCCCUGCACUACUUCAAAGACGAAGCCAUGUUGAUCGAGGACAAUCCCGACCCCAGCCCUUCAUCUCCUCUCCCACUCUUGGACUUGAAGCAAGUCGAGAAGCUCGACUCGUCUCUCACUUUCUGGGAUAAAUUUGUUCGUGGGAUCGACCAAAUCCCUUCAGAUUCCCCGUCCUCGCCUAUGGAGUGUGACAUCAAUGUCAUUAUCCCGGGAUCGCCCUGCUCUGCAUCAUCAGCUUACAUCGAAAGCCCUGCAAUAUCAUCCAUCCGAAUCGAUCCUGACUCGAGGCCACCAGGAGUCGACAUCAACAUAAGUCCGGCCAAAACCCCGGAUGCUAGAUCAGCUGAAGCUCGACACGGGAGCAACACUUUUCAGUCUGUGCCGGCUAAUGAUGUGUUCUGGCAACAGUUUCUGACGGAGGCUCCCGUGCAGUCGGAUCCUAGCAGGUUCGCGGAUGAACACAAGCCUUGGUGGAUUGUGGAUGGCCUUAACCAACACAUGAUACAGCUCACUGAAGCUGAGAGGAUCUGAUGGAGGUGGAGGAGCACAAAUCAACCUCCUCUCAGGCGACGCCCUCCUCCGCCGGCUGCCUCUCGCAGCUGCUUCCCCCUGUCAUCUCUGUGGCCCACUGGCUGCGCCCCGUCUCUUCCUGCUCCCCUUCAACCUCAUACCGCUUCGUCUUCAUCUCCAGCGUGAUGUAGUAGGCGGAGAUCCAUUGUGAAGCGCGAUGGUGGAGAUAGCAGCGGCAACAGCAGAUUUCAGACGGCGGCUAAAGCGCCGAGUUCCGUCGAGAAGAACUUCCGGCGGCGGGUUUUGAGAGGAGAGUCCGAGAGAGAUAUGGAAUGGGAGUAUUUUGUUUUUGCUUCUUGUUUAAUUUGUUAUACAGUACUUUAAUAUUGGAAGGUUUGAUUAAAUUGGUGUAUGUUAAGGGAUUAUACGUGUACAUGUUUUAAAAGGGGUAUGCCUGUGUGAUUUUGGAGAGGGGAAUAUUUGUUUCUUUUUAUUCCAUCCCCUUUAUUAUUUUUGUGUUUGAGUUUAAAGUGGGAUGGAGGGUGCAUGUAAGGUUUAUUUUGGGAGUAUAAUUGUUUUCUUUUCCUUCCUGUUAGACCAGCUCCUUUAUUUUUGUUUUGGGCUUGGGGAGUAUGUGUUACUUAUUUAUCUAUUCACCUUUUUUAUUUA